Molecule: messenger RNA, 519 nt
Organism: Sugiyamaella lignohabitans
Lineage: Eukaryota; Fungi; Ascomycota; Dipodascomycetes; Dipodascales; Trichomonascaceae
Gene: UBC6
Product: E2 ubiquitin-conjugating protein UBC6
Exons: 1
Coding region: 1-519 (172 amino acids)
Source: RefSeq, a predicted model, not a curated record
AUGAUGACUCCUAGUGGCCGGUUUAAGACCAGUACCCGAUUGUGCCUGUCGAUUUCCGAUUAUCACCCCAAGACAUGGAACCCUGCGUGGUCUGUGAGCACGAUUUUGACGGGGUUACUGAGUUUUAUGGUUUCAGACGAGUCGACUGCCGGGUCGAUGAUUUCCACCGACGAACAGAAACGGAAGCUCGCUCGAGAGUCACUUGCCUGGAAUGUCAAGUAUAACGUCAACUUUAAUAUCCAUUUCCCCGAGGUGGCCAAGAAAAAUUCUGCCGAUUUGGUGGCUCAACAGGCCCAGGAAGCCCUUGCUGCCUCUGCUAACUCUACGGCCUCUCAGAAGCCUAACGGGGUUACCCAGUCAGGAACUGCCACUCUAGUACAAGCUGGAGCUGGCCAGGAAACUGAAAAAACGGCUACCACUAACACUAGCGGAUUCUCACUAGGCCAGAAGGCGCUAUGUGUUGUAGUUGUUGUCGCAUCCUAUGUUCUUGCCAGCCACCUCAUCCAGGUAUAUCGCUAA